Messenger RNA from Moesziomyces antarcticus, 1026 nucleotides. RefSeq lists its product as uncharacterized. Bases 1 to 1026 code for a protein of 341 amino acids. NCBI's taxonomy places the organism in Eukaryota, Fungi, Basidiomycota, Ustilaginomycetes, Ustilaginales, Ustilaginaceae. The record is from RefSeq and is a predicted model, not a curated record. The transcript is spliced from 4 exons.
AUGCACGGCACGCUGCCGCCUCCACAUCCGCAAGAGAGCGAGCGCUUCCGCUCGAGCAAACCCUCAAACAUCCGCUUGCAAGGCCCGUCUCGGCAAGCUCACACCCUCCUUACGGACCACCGUGGUCGCACUCCUGCCAAGCUACGAUCUCAACAUCACUAUGAGCAAGCCCGAGCUGUUGGUGCAAGUGGUGACGGACGUCAUCUGCCCGUGGUGUUUCGUCGGGUCACGGGCAUUGUGGGUGAGUCAAGCCUUUUCCUCCGUCGGCGCUGGUGUCACACUUCCUUCUACUUCGGGCUCGAAAACGCUUUCCUCGAGUCGGACGACUUCAAGACGCAAAUCGCACCCCACGUCAACACGGUGGUCAAGAUCGAACCGUACAUCCUCGAUCCGCGCCUUCCCGCAUCGACGUACGACACGCCAUCCAAGUACUAUGAUGCCAUCGAAACGACGCCGUACGAGCAGAGGGCACCGCCCACCAAGAAGUUCUACUACGGGUCCAAGUUUGGUGGUAAUCUGGACGCGUUUGACGCCAAGAUCUCGACCGCGGCGACGGCGUUGGGCAUGCCUACGUUCGACUGGACCAGCUCGGGCAGAGUGGGUGCGACGUGGAAUGCUCACCGUCUCGUACUCAAGGCAGGACAGCUGGACGAGCAACGCGGAUCCGCGUCCGGUGAAGACUCCGGCGCAUGCGUCAAGUCGUUGCAGGUGCGCCUGAUGGAUCGCUUCUACCAGGAUUUCCAUGCCAACAGCAAGGACAUGUCGGACAAUUCGUAUCUUGCAGCUGUAGCAACCGAGUUCGGACUCUUCGACUCGGAGGCGGCGGCGAGCAAGUGGCUCGAGUCGGACGACCUCGAGUACGAGCUGGGCAACAAGCUGCAGCAAGCCGAAAUGAACGGCGUGCAGAGCAUUCCGUUUUACAUCAUCAACGACGGCGCGGACCACAUGAGCGAGACGGGCUCGCACGAGUCGUUCCUGCGGAUGAUGCAGAUGGCGGUAGCACAUGGUCCAACCAGGCAGACAUGA